This is a messenger RNA of Acanthochromis polyacanthus (spiny chromis), 4175 nucleotides long. Its product is annotated as probable ribonuclease ZC3H12C. The transcript is spliced from 5 exons. Gene Ontology annotation, molecular function: RNA endonuclease activity; mRNA binding; metal ion binding. The record is from RefSeq and is a predicted model, not a curated record. NCBI's taxonomy places the organism in Eukaryota, Metazoa, Chordata, Actinopteri, Pomacentridae. Gene Ontology annotation, cellular component: cytoplasmic ribonucleoprotein granule; nucleus. Bases 1277 to 4015 code for a protein of 912 amino acids.
UAGCGUUUAUGCCACAGCUGACAAUAGAGAUAUUGCAUUAUGAUACAAUAUGUAGGCAAUCAAUGCCUCAUCGGGCUUUGUCGGUCUUUGUACUUACUCAUGGAUCUUUGCCAAUGUAAGGAGAAUGUGACCUGGUUUGUGUUUUAGCUUGGAGGCAGGGCAUCAGAACAUGCGCAACAAGCGUUGUCAGAUCCAUCUGUACAUGUAUUGAGAAGUCAGUACAUGCAAAGUAAUCAAAGAGUCAGUCCGUUGAACUUACAUCAGUCAAACAAGCCAUCAUUGAUUAAUUUUAUGGUUUUAAAGCAUGUGAGCAAUAAGAUAUUUGCAUGCAGUGGUGUUUUGUUUUAUCCUUGUGUCAUUAUUAUUAGUUGUAGGCCUUUUCAAAAAAUACAAAGCAAUGAAUUUUGAUUUCAGAUGCCAGAAUUCUGUCAAGUUCAUUUGCAGGGUAAUAGCUUUUGGCAGGACUAGCUCACGUUUAUCUUUUUCUUCGUCUAAUUUAUGUUUUUUUGACAGCAGCGCCCAUCACUGCUAAAAUGCAAAGCAGUGCAGAUAGAUGAGCAGGUAAAGGAGGUUGCAGCUUUCAACUUGCCUAUUUGCCUCUUAAAAGCUUUAAUGUGUUCCUCAUGAAACAUGUACCGUCACGAGAUUUUAUAUUUGAGACAUGAUGUAAGGAAGCUUUCUUUGUGUCUGAGUUCUACAGUGGCAUCUCAAUAGGCUGAUCAGGUGGAGCAGAAACACUUUGUCAUGAAACCUUCCAAGUAAAGGAAAGUGAUGAUGCUACUUUUUGCUUUGCUGAAGAGGAGGUCAUCUGCAAAGUUUUCAGGAUUCGCUUUAUUAUGGCAGGGAGAAGCAGAGAAAGAGGAUUUUUCAUGUUGAUUGGGCAGAUUUUUUCAGCUUAAACUGAAUACUUUUGGACGUAGCUGAGCUCCGAUGACAGUGCGAGGCAGACCAGCUUCAGAUAGCGUUCAAAAAUGUUUAACUAGCAUGUUUAUAUACUCCAGAUUUACAUCACCUUUCAAUACUAUAUGUAACUGAUUAAGUCUCACAGGUUGUGGAAUCUGUCUGUGCCCAACCCCUUCCUGCAUAUUUACAGUUCAAAUGAAUCUGUCAAUUUCCACAGAGUCCUCAGGAAUAUAACAGGUUGCUUCUUGUGUUUCCUUCAAGCUUCACUCCCAGGACCAGUUGGUGAGCAGUUACGAAUCGGCAGUAACGGUGGGGUCGGUCCGGUGCCAGGGAGGUGACGGAGGGGGUGGAGCUGGAUGUAUGAGACGGCUUCAUGGGCCUGAAGGACCAUCUGGAGGAUGGGACAGGCCACAUCCUCAGUCUGGGGCUGGAUCUGGACUACCUCCAUGUGGAAGGUGCUGAGCGGCAGGCCGGCCCAAGCUUUGCGACGGGUGCUGGGAAUAUAGGAGUCCUCCAGGCCACAGCUGGUGCACCGAGCAGCAGCAGCAACAGUAUUGGCAGCACCAGCACAAGUUUUAGCACCCAUUCAAGCUACAGCAGCAGCAGCAGUUGCAGCAACCUUUCUGAGGAGAGUGCCAUCUCUGACAGUGAAGAUGAACGGCUCCAGUCUGAAUCUAAAGACCUCCACCACAGGGAGUCCUCCAGGCUGGACCUAGCACCAAACCAGCCCUCUGGAGACCCUCUACAGUCACAACCAUUAGCCCCCACUGACCCCGCCACUGACUACCGUACCAAAGUGGAGUUUGCUCUCAAGCUCGGCUACUCUGAGGACCUUGUGAUGCUGGUUCUUAGGAAACUGGGCCCCGACGCACUCAUCAAUGACGUACUGGGAGAGCUAGUCAAACUGGGAACCAAGACAGAGAUGGAGCAGCCUGGAGGUCCAACUGUCUCCCAGUCUCCCUCCUCAUCUUUGUCAUCCUCUUUGGCCUGCUCUUCCUCCUCCGACUCCCCUCUAGACUCCUGCCGGCUGCCGUGUCCGUCCAAGCUGCUGGAAGACAAAGAAAACCUUCGUCCUGUUGUUGUGGAUGGAAGCAACGUAGCCAUGAGUCAUGGAAACAAGGAAGUGUUCUCCUGCCAAGGCAUCCAGCUGGCAGUUGAUUGGUUCUUGGAGCGAGGUCACCAGGACAUCACAGUUUUUGUUCCCGCCUGGAGGAAGGAGCAGUCACGACCUGAUGCUCUUAUCACAGACCAAGAGAUCCUCCGGCGACUUGAGAAAGAGAAGAUCCUGGUUUUCACUCCAUCUCGUCGUGUUCAGGGACGCCGUGUGGUUUGUUACGAUGACAGAUUCAUUGUGAAACUGGCCUACGAGUCGGAUGGCAUAAUCGUAUCCAAUGACAACUACCGGGAUCUGGCCAAUGAAAAGCCAGAGUGGAAGAAGUUCAUAGACGAACGCCUGCUGAUGUACUCAUUUGUGAAUGACAAAUUCAUGCCACCAGAUGACCCACUGGGACGCCACGGACCGAGUCUGGAGAACUUUCUAAGGAAGAGGCCUGUUGUUCCUGAGCACCGGAAGCAACCAUGCCCUUAUGGGAAAAAGUGCACAUACGGUCACAAGUGUAAGUUCUACCACCCUGAAAGAGGCAGCAAACCCCAGCGAUCUGUGGCCGAUGAACUCCGUGCCAGUGUCAAAACUUCAUCAGUUUCCUCCAGAGGCUUGUUGGAAAACGCCCUGAUGAUAAAGAGCCAAAAUGAUAAAUCAGAAGAAAUGGUUGAGACUGAGCCAAGCCGGAGCAUUGGAAACAAACAGCUUUAUCAGAGUCCUCGGAGAGCCUUCAAUGAUCUCAUGGAGGACAGACUUCGGAUCCAUUCCAAAGCUGAAGGCCGGAGGGGAAGCGGCAGCAGUGGCAGUAGCAGCUGUAGCAGCAGCAUUGUGGGUCAUCCUGCUCCCGGUGGACCCCCGUCAUCAUCUGGACAUCUGGAUCACUGCAAACUUCCUGGGGGAGGCAGUGGAAGCAGCUUCAGGACUGCUGGAGGUUCAGGACUGAUCCAGGCUGAGUCCUACCACAGAUGUGAGUCUCCAGAGGUAGGCUACCGGUCUUUGGUGAAGACCUAUUCAAGCCUUAGCCUCCUGGUUCCUCAGACUCCUGAAUACUUUUUACCGGCUGAUCUGCGAGCAGGUUCGCUGCUUUCAGACUGUAGCAGUGAGGGAAGCGUCAGCUCCGACUCUUUCUCCCCAGACCCCAUGCUGGACGAUAGCCCCAAGUGCCACCACCACCAUCCUCACCACAAUCACCACUACUCUGGACAGUAUGCCCAGCUUCCAAGCCUCGCUUCCCAUGGAUUAACCCAGCACUCUCCCUGUGGUUACUCCGUUCCUCCAGGACUGCGCAGACACCAUGGCUUUGGCAUGGAGGACCCUCCAUUAUCUGUUCCUUCUCAUGCAUCUCCACGUCCCUUCAAGACCACUUCUUCCUACAUCCCACCCCAGCGUCAGCACCCGCUGCUGAGCAAUUUUGUUGGGGAUUUACCACCUCGUCCACCACACCCAACCCUACCUUCCACCACUUACUCCCAGCCUCAGAGCUCCCCCUUCGGUCGCAAUCUGAUAGGCUCCCUUUGGCAGGAAGGUGGGCUUCAGGACUCCAGAGUGUAUGAGGGGUCACCACUUCAGGCUAGAAGAAACUACUCUGGACUAAACCAAAAACCGCAGCAUCAGAUAAACUGGGCCACCAACUAUCAGACAACCCCAAACACUUGCUAUGAUCUGUUUUCCCACAAGAAUCUCCCACAAGUUCACGGAAAGUCUUGGUGUUCUCCUUGGAGCCAGCAAGCUCUUUCCCCACCUCAUAGCCUUUCAGCAGCAAGUCUUCCACCACAGCAGCCUCUUCCAUCCAUUGCUACCCACAAGAAUCACCUGCCUCCAGCUCCUCAGCACCAGGAGCCUCCAGCCUUGGGUCGAUACCAGGACCUGAGGGAGAGAGUGUUUGCUAACUUGUGCGGCAUCUUCCCACCGGAUUUGGUGAGGAUGGUGAUGACCAGGAACCCUCAUGUGACGGAUGCUCAGGAGCUUGCAGCUGCAAUUUUGAUGGAGAAAUCGCAGCACAGUUCUUGACUACAGACAAAAAAGUGAAGUUAAAUCUUCACUUGACUCACUUUUGCAGAAAAAGUCAGGUUGGACAUACACAAAACUAAAAGCACACCAUUCAAGACUGCUUAUUGCCUUUGCAGGGAUGUCAUCUUGUUUAACAAUAAUGGUAAUUUUUGUAAAGGGA